Molecule: messenger RNA, 774 nt
Organism: Knipowitschia caucasica
Lineage: Eukaryota; Metazoa; Chordata; Actinopteri; Gobiiformes; Gobiidae
Source: the annotation of a GenBank genome assembly
AUGGACCGCUUCAGAGCCACCCUCUCGGCUCGUCCCCGUGCUGCGGGCGAGAGCUUGGAAGUCUACGCAGUGGAUGUGAGUCGCCUGGUGGCGGAGGCUUUCCCGGACUAUGGGGUCGUGGCGCGCAGAGAGGAGAAGUUUUGGCGCUUCCUCGCAGGUCUGGAUCCAGCGUUGAAGAGCAAGUGUUUGGAGCAAGGCGCCACUGAUUUAGAAGAGGCGCUGACUAUCGCGGAAAGAUGCGAAAACGCUAGAGAGGCGCUACAGAGGGACUGUGUGAGUAACUAUCCGUUCAAUCCCCAUGUUGCUGAGUCCAGAGCUGUGGUUCAGGCUGUUACGUCCAAUGACAGUUUAUAUAAGGCUGUGGAUCAAUUAAGCCAGGAGAUGCAUGCUAUGAGGAUGGAAAUGAAGAGUGUUUAUGAAGAAAACCAGAGACUCAGGAACAGUGAUAUGGGCCAGAGGCAGUUCGUGGGGCGCCGGUCUGGUUUUGGGGGACGUUGUGAGUGCACCUGCGGUGAGCCUGGCUGUCAAGGAAGGUGGGCAAUGCAGAGACGUCAAGGUCGCUCGCCCGAGCGCAGAGCUGUUUCCCCCCCUGGUAAUCUCGCUGCGCGCACCCCACAACGUACAGGCCAGUCUCCCGAGUUCCGUCCACCACGAAGCAGGAGUCCCAGCCCCGGAUGGCGUGCCCGUCGUGAGGAAGGAUCCUGGAGGCGUGGUGUUCAUUUCCAGCAGCAGAGUUCUCCCAGGGAUCCCGAGCAUCAGGGAAACUUCCAGUAG